AUGACAAUUCAGGAGCUGGGUCUCGGUAAUGGAGAGUCAGGGGAUGAUGGCGCCGGUGACAUGAAGACCAUCUUGGUCACUGGAGGGGCAGGCUUCAUUGGGGGGUGGUUUGUCCGGCAUCUCCUCCGGGUAUACGGAGAGCGGUAUACGAUUCUCUGCUUUGACAUCCUCGACUACUGCGCCUCCAAGCGAAACAUUCAGCCGAUUGAGCAUCUGCCAAACUUUCAUUUCAUCGAGGGCGACCUGUGCAACUCUCGCAGCGUUGCGACCCUCUUCCAGCAGUUUAGGAUUGAUGCCGUUGUCCACUUCGCGGCCAACUCCCAUGUGGACCACUCUUUUGUUGACCCCAUCCCUUUCACGCAGAACAACGUCACGGGCACCCAUAUUCUUCUCGAGGCGGCGCGGAAAUCCAGGACAGUGCGUCGAUUUAUCCAUGUCUCAACAGACGAGGUAUACGGGGAGAAUGAGCCGGGCCAGAGCUAUGCAUUUACGGAGGAAGACCGGCUGAAUCCCACGAAUCCGUACUCGGCCAGCAAAGCCGCCGCGGAGAUGAUUGUGAACGCAUAUCUUCAUUCAUUUCACAUGCCCAUCAUUAUCACUCGCUGCAAUAACGUGUUUGGUCCCUACCAGUAUCCCGAAAAACUGAUCCCUAAGCUCGCCAUGCAGUUGCUUAAUUCCAGGCGCAUGACAGUCCAUGGCGAUGGGAAGGCAAUGCGCGGAUUCGUCUUCGCCGCCGAUGCCAUGAACGCCUUCGAUAUCAUCUUCCACCGCGGAAUCGUAUCCGAGACCUACAACAUUGCCUCGCGGGAGCAAAUUCAGGUCCGAGACGGAUGUGAACAAUAUCUGGAAAUGGUGGAGGACCGGCCGUUCAAUGACCGGAUGUAUUGGACCGAUGACUCCAAGCUCCGGCUGCUAGGGUGGACAGAACAAGUCUCCUUCGACGACGCUCUUGCAAUAACCUUAGAAUGGUAUCGUGACUAUGGUGACACAUUCUGGUCCAAGGCAGAGCCCAUUUGCGAGACCAACGGUCGGUCGACCUGA
Molecule: messenger RNA, 1041 nt
Organism: Aspergillus ibericus CBS 121593
Lineage: Eukaryota; Fungi; Ascomycota; Eurotiomycetes; Eurotiales; Aspergillaceae
Product: dTDP-glucose 4,6-dehydratase
Exons: 4
Coding region: 1-1041 (346 amino acids)
Biological process (GO): nucleotide-sugar metabolic process
Molecular function (GO): dTDP-glucose 4,6-dehydratase activity
Source: RefSeq, a predicted model, not a curated record